AUGGCAGAUUAUUCUUUUGAUACGCUGAAGCAUCAGGCGGAGUCUUUAGGACUCGUCGGGGAUGAUGUUGCCAAAUAUGUAGUUAGUCAGCAGUCGUAUUACAGGGAAGAAAGAGCUAAGGAAAGAGAUUUGGAAAAGGCAAAGAUCGAAGCCGAAAAGGAAAUAGAAAAAUCUUUUAACUGUAAAACUCCAGAUCAUUACAGAAACGAAUUUAGAUCUAGUAAAAUCAGAGCAGGUGAAACUUAUCAACAAUUUUCUCUACAUCUAGGCCGCCUUUUUGAUGACUGGAUAAAGGGUCGUAGUGUACCAGAAGACUUCUUUUCUCUUAGAUCCUUCAUGAUUUUUGAUCAGUUCGUCUCCUCUCUCUCUCCAGAUUUAAGAAUGUUCAUUAAGGAACAUAAUGUCAGUUCCCUAGAAUUAGCUGUGGAGCUAGCAGAUACAUGGGCUUCAGCCCACAAUGCUUAUCCCCGCGUAUCAAAUUUUGAUAGGGGUAGAAAGUUUACUCCUAAUCCCCCUAAGAAUGUUAAAGCAGAAUUGUCAAGUAUACGUUGUCAUUACUGUGGAGAGCAGGGGCACAUUAAACCUGUGUGUCCAAAGAACCCCCUUUCUUUUAAGAAACAUCCCGAGAAGGUAGGAUUUUGCUUAGAAGAAACCCAUUGCAAUAAAUAUUCAUCUUCUGGAACUGUGAAUGGAAUGUGGGUUUCAAGAAUUUUAAGAGACACAGGUUGUUCUUGUAUAAUUGUCUCUGAUGAUUUGAUUCCAGAAGCUGUUACCUUAAACUGUAAAAUGGUUCAAGUUGCAGAUUAUUUAGGUAGAGUUAACUCCUUCCCACAGGUAAGGUGUUAUAUUAGGUGCGUAUACUUUGUUGGGUGGGCUAAUGUUUUAAGGGCACCCAUUAAAUUUUGUAAUGUGCUCAUCGGGAACUACCCUGGAGUCCAGGACUUAAAUCAAUCCAUCACUGGGGAAUUGAAAAUUAGCCAGGCAGUCCAAACUAGGGCCGCUAAAGUAAAGCGCAUCCACCCAUUAGUAUUACCUGAAGUGGAGGCUUUAGAAGUGACUCCCCAAGAAUUUGCUGAUUUGCAAGUUAACUGUCAAUCACUGGGUAUUAUCCGAGAAAAAGUAAAGUCGGGUAGUACAGACUUAAAAAGGGAUGGCAAUGUAUUUAAAUACGAAUGUCUGAAUGGGCUAUUAUACCGGACUUGUAUAGAUUCCAAAUUCCAGGAGAAGGUGGGAAAACGCUCUUUAAUUGUCCCUUCUACUUGUAGAAAUAUUGUACUUGUGCUUGCUCAUGAAAGCCCACUCUCCGGUCACUUCUCUCAUCGGAAGACCGAAUUAAGAGUAAAAGAUCACUUUUACUGGCCAGGGAUGGGAUCAGAUAUAAGGGAUUUUUGCAGAUCCUGUGACAAGUGUCAGCGCUUUUCAUCCAAGGGUAGAGUACCUCCUGUGCCCCUCAAACAGAUGCCAAUUAUAACAGAACCUUUUUCAAGAGUAGCCAUUGAUUUGGUCGGCCCCCUAAGUCCGCCUUCUUCUGAGGGACAUCGAUAUAUUUUAACCCUCAUAGAUUUUGCCACAGGCUUCCCAGAAGCUUUACCUCUAAGAGAAAUAGAUUCUGUGUCCAUAGCUGAGGGUUUACUAGUAAUAUUCUCUCGGGUUGGUAUCCCCAAAGAAAUUCUUUCUGAUAGAGGUACCCAGUUCACUUCCCAGUUAAUGAGGGAAUUACAUAAGAUAUUGGGGGUUAAACCUUUGUUUACAACCCCAUACCAUCCUAGUUGUAAUGGGAGGAUUGAAAGGUUUCACUCCACUUUAAAGGCAUCUUUGAGGAAACUUUGCUCAGAUAAGCCUAAGGAAUGGCAUCGAUAUUUAGUACCAACCUUGUUUGCCCUUCGUGAAAUGCCUAGCGAUAGGACUGGAUUUUCUCCCUUUGAUCUUUUGUAUGGUAGAACAGUAAGGGGUCCAUUAAAUGUCCUUCGAGAUUUGUGGGAAGAUAAAACGGCCACUAAAGAUGAUAGGACCACUUUCCAAUACAUAAUUGAUCUAAAGGAAAAACUUGCUGGUUGUGCUAAAAUUGCUGCCCAGAAUGCAGAGAUUAGCUCUGCUAGAUACAAGACUUAUUUUGACUUAAAAUCUCAAGAUCGUCAGUUUAAACCAGGGGACGAAGUUUUGAUUUUGCUCCCCGAUAAGGCAAAUAAACUACUAAUGGCAUGGAGUGGACCUUACAAAAUUUUAGAGCGGAAAAAUAGAGUAGACUAUUUAGUUGAUGAAAAGGGAAAAGCUAAACUCUAUCAUGCAAAUAUAUUAAAGAAGUACUUCAGAAGGGAAAAUAAAACAGUGUGUGUAGAUAAAACCGUCUUGGUUGGUGACUCUGUAAAUGUGCUAUUUACUCAAUUUUGUGUAAAUGAAUUGGAUGAUUUUGAUUUGAUGAAACCAAUUACCUCAGAUGGCAGAACUGAUGUAUCAAAUAACACUUCCCCGGAUAUUUAUGGAGGUUUAUCCUUUGAACAAAAUGAGCAAAUACGAGGAUUAGUUAAGCAGUAUAGAGAGGUAUUCUCAGAAAUACCAGGAUGUACACAUGCCAUCGAGCAUGACAUAAUUUUAGCAACCACUGAACGGUUGAAGGCAAAGAUUUACCCCAUACCAAUUCACUUGAAACCCCAUUUCAAGGAGGAAGUAGACAAAUUGCUGGAUUUAGGUAUCAUUAGACCAUCAUCCUCGCCAUUCUGUUCUCCGGUAGUUAUGGUGAAGAAAUCGGACGGCACCUUUAGAAUGGCCAUUGAUUACAGAAACUUAAAUGCUAUCACAGUAUUCCACGCUGAACCUGCUUGUUCAAUUGAGGAAGAUCUCUAUAAAUUUUCGGGAGCGAAAUAUUUUUCAGAGUUGGAUUUAACAAAAGCAUAUUACCAAAUACCCCUAACAGAGAGAGCAAAACCUCUAACAGCAUUUCCUACUCACCGAGGUCUAAUGGAAUUCACUAGGUUACCAUUUGGCUUAGUUACUGCUUGUGCAACAUAUAUUAGGUUGAUGAGAAUUGUUCUAGAAGGAUUGCCCAAUGUUACUUUCUAUUUUGAUAAUAUUUUUAUCUAUGGUAUUUCUUGGAAAGAACACUUAGAUUCUCUCAGAUCAGUAUUAGACUGUCUUCGAAAGCAUGGUCUCACAGCACGUCCUUCUAAAUGUAAGUUUGGCUAUGACCAAAUCCAUUAUCUAGGUUUUAUUGUUGAUGGAAAACACUUGCGUCCUCAGUUUGAUAAAGUUGAAGCUAUGUUGAAAGUACCGCUACCUGUUACCAAGAAACUCUUAAGAUCUUUUCUUGGAAUGAUAUCCUUUUACAGGAUGUUUAUUCCACAAGUCUCAUCCCUCACAAGCCCUUUGUCAGACUUGCUUCGAAAAGGGGUUCAUGAGCCACUAAAAUGGACUAAUGAUUUAACAGCUAAAUUUCAACAGCUUAAAGCUGCUAUGGCUAGUGAGCCAAUUCUCAAGAUCCCAGACGUAAAUCUUCCAUUUGUUCUUAGAACAGAUGCAUCAAACUCUGGAAUUGGAGCAGUCCUGCUCCAGUAUGUUGAUAACCAUCCCUAUCCCGUAGCAUAUGCUAGUCGCAAGUUACUAGAUCGUGAAACGAAGUAUUCUACUAUUGAGCGUGAAUGUUUGGCUAUUGUGUUUGGGGUCCAGAAAUUUGAUUAUUAUCUUAUGGGAAAGGAGUUCAUAUUAGAGGUGGACCAUAAACCUCUUGUUUACUUAAAGAAUUUCAGAAGAUCAAAUAACCGUGUUGUAAGGUGGGCACUUAGUCUGCAACCCUAUAAAUUUAGACUUGUACAUGUAGCUGGUCGUGAUAAUGUGGGUGCCGAUCUUUUGAGUAGAUCGUGCUAGUCUUCUAUCUAUCAGAGAUAGAUUCUUAAAGGGGGGAGUUGUGUGAAGGAAUGGCCUAUUAAAUGAGGAUAAAAUAAUUACGUGGAUAGUUAGCUGUUUAGCUAACUCUGAAGCUCCAUGAAUCCGAACCGAUUCAGGUUCGGUUUUGUCAAGAAUUAAAGUCGGACGAAUAGCUUCCGUGAACGUUCAGUUCGUUACUAACACGGAACGGGACUCUACCUUCCUCGAGGGCCGGAGGAGGAGACGUCCAUUUAUUUUCUAUUCGCUUAAAUACAGUAGAGCCAAGAUUAACUGAGAAAAGAAGUUCUAACGAAAUGAAGACGGAUCCGUGUUCUGUGUUCCUGUGAUCCCGUGUCUGUUCCCGUGUUCGUGUUCCUGUGAUCCCGUGU
This is a messenger RNA of Penaeus monodon (black tiger shrimp), 4250 nucleotides long. RefSeq lists its product as uncharacterized. The record is from RefSeq and is a predicted model, not a curated record. The transcript has 4 exons. Lineage: Eukaryota; Metazoa; Arthropoda; Malacostraca; Decapoda; Penaeidae. The coding region runs from base 1 to 3861 and encodes 1286 amino acids. Gene Ontology annotation, molecular function: nucleic acid binding; zinc ion binding. Gene Ontology annotation, biological process: DNA integration.